Messenger RNA from Strongylus vulgaris, 240 nucleotides. NCBI's taxonomy places the organism in Eukaryota, Metazoa, Nematoda, Chromadorea, Rhabditida, Strongylidae. The record is from the annotation of a GenBank genome assembly.
GCUCAGUCACAAGUUGCUUACACUGGGGAGCUAGAUAAGCGGAAGAAAAUGGAAGAAGUGCGCCCGAAUUUAGUACAGGCCGAAGAUUCUGGCAAAGCAAAGACACCACCAGUUCAAGCAAGCGAUACUGAGCCCUCUGCGCCUAAGCCUACAUCACCUAAUCCUGCAUCAGCUAAACCUGCAUCAGCUAAGCCUGCAGCAACUAAGACUACUGCUACAACAAAGAAACUAAAGAAAUGA